GCCGAAAGAGAACUUCGAAUGCCAUGGGUGAAAGGUUCAGACGCAGGUGGCUCAGUGUCUCGGGUGCAUGCGCGAGUGCUUUGUCAAACUGUACUGACGCAGAGAGGAUAAGAUUUCGCGAGAUAUUCAACUCGAGAAUCUCGAGGCGGGCAAGCGAGCGCAGCGCAGUGAGAGCGCUCCCAUCUAUGAUAGAGCUUGUUGGUAUAGAAUAUCAGACUGACAAGUACGAGCUUACCGCGUCCGAGGUAUCCAGUGUUCAAGGACAGAUGUGUAAUUCCUUGGCAGAUUGUUUCCAGAAAGACACUAAAUGACGCAAAGAAGCUGUCGCUCGGCCAGUACCAACUUUUCUCUCCGAGCAGCGUGACUUUCUGCAGCGUCGUGGGCCCGAUGAGGACUUGCAAGACCGCCAGGGUGGCGCUAUUGACCUCUCGGAGUGUCACCUCUUCUACACCAUAUAUGCGGCUGCCAGACCGCUGGUUUUUGGAAACUACAUUGUCUGGGCCCGUAGAGCUCCGGGUGUCCGAUUAGUACAUGCAGAUGACGAAUGCUAGUGAACACCAGAAGGAUGUCUAGCAACGGAUCGAUAUGUGAUGCAGACAGCUUGAGCGUCCCACCAAAUGCAGUACGCUCCUCGAUGGGCACAGAGGGCAAGGUCCCCUCUAGGUGUAUCACUU
Phanerochaete carnosa HHB-10118-sp is the source of this 674-nucleotide messenger RNA. RefSeq lists its product as uncharacterized. The transcript has a single exon. Lineage: Eukaryota; Fungi; Basidiomycota; Agaricomycetes; Polyporales; Phanerochaetaceae. The coding region runs from base 24 to 311 and encodes 95 amino acids. The record is from RefSeq and is a predicted model, not a curated record.